AUGCCUCUCGGAACCCCGAUCGACUCGACCUUUUCGAUGGUCAAAGUGGCCAGAGCCUCCUCGGACGACGAAGACGAUCAACAAUACUGGCUGUACGAUCCCUCUCGGAAGCUCGCCGACGUGGCAGCUGUUGUCUUUGCCAUCCUCGCCAUUGCCCAUCUGAUUCUCCUCAUCAUACGAAGAUACUGGUUCUGCUUGCCAUACGCACUUGGGGCGCUCCUCGAGGUCGCUGGGUAUGUCUUCCGAGACCUGUCUUCUCGCCACCAAGACAAGCUCUAUCUCUAUGCCGCGCAGCAGAUCUUCAUUCUCGUUGCACCCGCCCUGUUCGCGGCGGCCGUGUACAUGACACUUGGGCGCCUGAUGCGAGCCACGGGGUGCACUCACCUGUCCCCCGUCCGCAUCACCUGGCUCACCAAGAUCUUCGUCUUAAGCGACAUUCUCUGCUUCUUUGUCCAAGCUAUCGGUGCCGCGAUCCUCAGCAACGCCAAGUCUGACGACAAGGACAAGCAGAACCUGGGCAAGGACAUCGCCUUGGCCGGCCUCAUCCUCCAAGUCGUGAUAUUCUUCUUCUUCAUGUUCAUCGCUGUCAAGUGGCACUUCCGCAUGCACCGACGCGUCAGCUCCAGACACGCCAAAGCACUCUCGGGCAUGAGAUGGGAGCUGGGUCUCUGGAUCUUGUACGUGGUGAGCGUCAUCAUCUCGGUCCGGAACAUUGUCCGUGUCAUCGAGUUUGCCGAGGGUGCAAGGGGUUACUUCUUCACGCACGAGUGGACCUUGUUCGUCUUCGACGCCCUGCUCAUGGCGCUUGUCCUGGUCCUCUGCUACAGCUGGUACUUUAUCCUUGGCUCGUACAGGGACGGCGACAUGAUCUUGUCCCAAGAGGAUGACCACGGCCCCUCAGGCGAAACCACGAUGCCUCUUCAGCCACCUCUACCUUACCACGGCUUCGACUACAGCAGACCUAACAAUGGGUAUGCCUGA
Molecule: messenger RNA, 981 nt
Organism: Exophiala spinifera
Lineage: Eukaryota; Fungi; Ascomycota; Eurotiomycetes; Chaetothyriales; Herpotrichiellaceae
Exons: 2
Coding region: 1-981 (326 amino acids)
Cellular component (GO): membrane
Source: RefSeq, a predicted model, not a curated record